AUUCCCUAGCUUUCUCACAUACGAAGGCAGGCCUGGCAUUCUUCCCCUUUCUUUCCCUGCUUCUACUCCACCACUGGCCUCCGCCGUGGCCAGGCCGGCAUGACGGCGCGCCACGAAGCUCGCUGCUGCCCCAAGCCUCGACCUUCUGCUGCCCAUCCUAUACUCCACCGGCCAGCAACCUGCUGCUGCUCCUCCUCGUCUCCAGGAAGGUGCUGCUACUCCUCCACGCUCCAUCAAGGUGCUGCAACUGAAGGAACGGUGACUCCGGCGAUCACCCGCGACCUCUUCCCAUUCUCCAACUCCUGCUGCUCCUUCUCCUUGGGUUAAUUCCCCUCUAAAUCUCUCCCACUGAUUUGAGAACUUGUUCACUGCAAGCCAAGUGUUCGAUGUAAUGCUCACAUGGAUGUGCUACGAAUUUCACUCCGUCUCUCUACUUCUCUGCUAAUCUUGUCUAAUUCUUGAAUUGUGUGAGCUAUUGCAUCAUCACCAGAUAUCGUAACUAUAUAAUUGUCCUUUGUUCUGAGAUCUGUGUGUCCUUUGUACUAGAGAGUGUGGUUUAAUUUUCUGUCAUAAUAUAUAUGUUUGUGCUGCCAUGUUAUGUAUUCUAUCCCUUUUUCAAACAACUUGUUUCUAUCUUUCUUAUAUGUUUGCUUGUGAUUAAUUUGGGUGUCUAAUCGUUUUGUCUACUGUUAAUUCUAUUAACGAAAAUCACAAAAGUAUGGUUUAGUGCUUGUUCGUUGCCCUUUAUUUUCGGUUAGCUUAUUUACCCUUGUGAUUGAUUCACCUAGCUUUAGUCCUAACUCAAUUGUAGAUCAUCUAGUCCCUGUGAAGAACACGACAACUCGCAGUUUUGGGAGGAAUACCCACUGCUGUUUUACACUCGAUCACGCUGUAGCAGAAGGCAGGCGAGGAUCAGGCGACUGAUGGGGCUCGGAUGAAGAAGAAGAACAGGGACGUCGAGGAAAGAAGAGAUAAAAAAACGUGUUGUCAAUGCAUUUCGAAGUGGAUAUGGCCGAUCCUGCUGGUCCAUUCCUGAUGUCCGGUACGAGACAGAUGCCCCAAAUGCUAGCUGGCCAGAGUGACUAGAGGAGGUUUUGGAACAAUUUCUUACUAUCCAAAUUUAGCAGUUAAUUAGAUUUAAACUCGAGAGUUAACCUAGUUCAACUGAAACAUGCAGAAAAAUGGGUUGCUUCCAUGGUUACAGGUGAAUCAAAAAACCGGUGUUUAGUGUUUGGGAGAGAAGAAACGCCGGGCAGCCGCCGCCGCUGGACCUUGCGACCUCCGCCGAGCAUCCGCCGCUGGAUCCCGCCGCAUCCGCUGGACCUUGUGACCUCCGCCGAGCAUCCGCCGCUGGGUCCCGCCGCCGCCGCUGGAUCCCCUUGUUGCAGCCGGCUGCAUCCUUCCUCGGUGGAUCCCCAUCGUCCCAGCCGCCGUCGUCGCGCCUCUGAUCGAUCCAGUCACUGUAUUCUCUCGUGGUUUGUCUCUGUGUCCAUCUCGGUGAGAUUAUUCGGGUCUCCUGAGAUCCUUAUUAGUUUCCGCUUGUAACAAGCCUAAAACGGAGGUAAAGGAAUACCUAAACGGCCAACCAAUCAGAAUUUUAGGCUUCCGUCGGAAAAACAAUGUGCUCAGAAUUUUACACCGGUUUUGGCCAAAAAACUGGGCUUCCAAUCAGGCCCGAAUGGUUUCGAUCGGUAAUAAGAAACGUGAACUAAACAAAGACAAGCAUAUUCAUCACGUAAAGAAAGACCUCAAAUUUAAACUCAUAUCUCAGGUACGCAAAUGAUUGGGUCACCUGAAUACACUACCCAAAAGAACAGAAGAAAUGACCACCCAGACAACAACGGAUCGACAGACAGGCAAGGAAGCCGAUCGACAGACACCAACCAUUGCGAAAUCAAGAUGCGUGCAUCAGGUCUGGGCAAACACAAGAGACAAACCGACAGAUCCUAGCUAGCCUCAACAAGACAACUGAAUGUGAUCGAUUGAUCGAUCGUUGUGGUGAGCUGUCCAGGGUCCUCGCACUGCAGAUCUACAAAGAGACGGGUAGGGGAGGGCCGGGGACGUACGUACGUACGUCAGAUAGAGAUCUUCAAAGGAAGAGGUAGCGAGAGGGAGAGAGUCGUCGAGAUUGCAGAGAGAGCCAUGACGAGCUACAGGCGGUCGGACAGCAACAAGACCCUCCUGAAGUCCGACUCGAUCCUGGAGUAUGUGCUGGAGACGACGGUGUACCCGCGGGAGCAGGAGCGCGUCCGCGAGCUCCGCCUCAUCACGCAGCAGCACCCGCAGUCUAUCAUGGGGUCGUCGCCGGACCAGAUGCAGUUCUUCUCGGUGCUGCUGAAGAUGAUGGGCGCCGAGAAGGCCGUCGAGGUGGGCGUCUUCACGGGCUACUCGCUGCUCUGCACGGCGCUGGCGCUCCCGGCCCACGGCAAGGUGGUGGGCAUCGACGUGAACCGGGACUACUACGAGCUGGGCCGGCCCGUGAUCGAGAAGGCCGGCGUCGCCCACAAGGUGGACUUCCGCCAGGGCGACGGGCUCGCCGUGCUCGACGAGCUGAUUGCCGAGGAAGCCGAGGCCGGUGAGGAGAAGUUGUUCGACUUCGCGUACGUGGACGCGGACAAGCUGCAGUACGCCGGGUACCACGAGCGGCUGCUGCGGCUGGUGCGUGUGGGCGGGGUCAUCGCCUACGACAACACGCUCUGGUACGGCUCCGUGGCCAUGCCACGCGACACGCCGGGGAGCACGGCGUACGCCCGCGGGGUCAGGGACUCCAUGGUGGGGUUCAACGCCGCCGUGGCCGCCGACGACCGCGUCCAGGCCUGCCUCCUCCCCUUCGCCGACGGCGUCACGCUCUGCCGCCGCCUCAAGUGAUCAAUCGAUAUGCAUGGUUUCCGUUGCUUUGAUUUCCACCGGAGAGACAGACUUUUGAGAUUCCUGCUCUUUUAUAAGUUGGAGUUGUUGGUUCAUCGAUUCGUCUCAUCCGUGUCUUUAUUCCUCCUGUCCUACGUACAUGAGGUCGUGUUGCACAACGUGCUUAGAAUACAGAUACAGAUUGUUGGUUUUCAUUUGUGUUGCAUGGUCAAGAUGAAGAACAAGAAACAACGGCUGUUUUGAGCACACCUUCUGAAGGUACGGUUUCAACGAGUCGAUCACAACCAAAAAAAUUUGCCUCAGGUCGGGCUCACAUGUAAGGUGCCGGCUGACAAUUCUGACCUAUCCAUUUAUUGA
Brachypodium distachyon (stiff brome) is the source of this 3225-nucleotide messenger RNA. RefSeq names its product tricin synthase 1. Gene Ontology annotation, molecular function: O-methyltransferase activity; S-adenosylmethionine-dependent methyltransferase activity. Bases 2143 to 2868 code for a protein of 241 amino acids. The transcript has 3 exons. The record is from RefSeq and is a predicted model, not a curated record. Lineage: Eukaryota; Viridiplantae; Streptophyta; Magnoliopsida; Poales; Poaceae.